UGUAAUUUAAAUGAAAAUUCUAACUAUAAUCGAAGAAUCUUCGAUUUUCGAACUUGAUUAUAAUCUAUGAUUUAACAAAUUUACAGUCAAUGAUUUCAAGUCAAAUAAAUUAUUAGUCCCAAUAAUUACUCAAUAAACGUUUAAAUGCCACACGUUUGACAUUCUUUCUAGACUUAUCAAGCUGUAUUGCGUUAGAAACAUUCAGAAACAAACAAUUUGCAAAAUGAUGGACAGCAGGAAAGCAAUAGUCGCAUUUUUCUUGAAUAAGUUUAGAUUAAUUCUUUUAGAACCCGGAAAACGUGAUUAUAAAACAUAUUUGUUACUAAUAUUUGUUCUGGCAUCACAUGCUGUUCAAAUAUGUUUUGGCGGAUUGCUAGUGGCAAAAAGUGAUGAAUUUCUUAUAAUGGCUAAAGGUGUUAAAACUAUCAUAGUAAAUUUUCAAGUGGGUAAAAUAAUGGCAGGUAUUCGUGAAGAUGACAUUGACUACUUACUUAAAAAUACUGAAAAGUUCUGGAAUUCUGACUCUACUGAUAAAAUGUACAAGUUUGCACUUCGAGGUGCACAAGCAUUUCAGUAUCUUGUUUGUGCAGCAUAUUUUGCCAUUUUAGUUAUACCCAUUAUUCUUGGCAGACUCCCGUUUGAUAUUUAUGUACCUGAAUUUCAUGGUGCAUUCAGGCUGAAUGCAGCAUUGCAAUUUCUGCAAUUUUUGUACACACUGGUAAUUGUGGUCACCAUUGACUGUUUAUUUCUGUGCCUUUCGCUCUUUGUCUUAGGACAAUUUCGAUUAUUAAAUAAACGUCUUGAGAGUUUGGGCAAGAAUGAGAACACUAUGUAUGAAGAAGCAAAACUUUGUGUUAGACAUCACGACUUUUUAUUGCAAUACACAGAAAGAUAUGCAGGCAUGUUUAGUUAUGCCUUACUAUGCCAAUAUUGUAUCACAACUUUGAGCGCUUGUGUAGAAAUGUUUGUCUUCACUAAGCAAAAUUUGCUAGGAAUGGCAGUAAGCUGUAUCUAUUUAAUUGCGUUGUUGUUUCAACUGGCUAUGUACUGUUUUCCGGCAGAAAUGGUUAUUCAAGAGGCAUUACAUACAAGUCAAGCUAUAGUCAACUCGAAGUGGUAUGAGCAUCUACGUUUUGCAAAAAUAUAUGUUGAAAAUAUAAUUCGUCGCUCGCAACAAAUUAUAGUUUUCAGCGCUGCUGGAUUGUUUGAUAUAAACCGUUCAGCAUUUACCACGAUUUUCCAGUCGUCCGUGUCCUUUUAUACCUUAAUGCGCGACAUAGCAAACACAUUAGAUUAAUAUAUCUUCAAAGCGAUUUAAUAGUCAAAAUAUUGGUUUCUUUUGUAUCACAUACAAAUAUAUCUCUGAUAUAUGUGUUUGUCGAUUUUACCAAUUAAACUCUAAAAUAUAUCUCCCACACAAUUAAACACACACUAUAUGCAUUUAUAAUAAACAUAUUCGCAAGGGUGCAUUUCACUAAUGAAGAAAAUGAUAAGCGCACUUGGUGCAAAGUAACUAAGAAUGUCGCCGAUUCACAAGCGCCCGUAAUACCCAAGAACUUUCAGGCUUGUUUCUACCAAACAACUCGCAGUAUGAACAAUCUGUUAUGCCCAACAUGACGUGAUGUCACACGGAAGUGCAUUGUGCACACUCACUACUACCAACAAAACGAAGCAUCGAGAAACACAUUUCGAAUUUUGUGCAGAUAUAAGCCUAUUAGCGCCAUCUAUGGGUGCAUUAGAUUGUUAUAUUUAGAAAUGAUACACACAGCGUAUGAGGCCACACGAUCGCAUUUAUCACAAUCUGCUAUACAGGCACGAGUUUAAAUAUUUAUAUCAAUUCAAUAUCACUCAUGCUAGAAACGAUUUAUGUAUGACCACUGUUUAAAAUUAAAUGCAAAAUGAUAAGCAAAAUAUAA
Molecule: messenger RNA, 1916 nt
Organism: Dalotia coriaria
Lineage: Eukaryota; Metazoa; Arthropoda; Insecta; Coleoptera; Staphylinidae
Product: odorant receptor 67c-like
Exons: 6
Coding region: 224-1297 (357 amino acids)
Biological process (GO): sensory perception of smell; detection of chemical stimulus involved in sensory perception of smell
Cellular component (GO): plasma membrane
Molecular function (GO): olfactory receptor activity; odorant binding
Source: RefSeq, a predicted model, not a curated record